Dracunculus medinensis (Guinea worm) is the source of this 1182-nucleotide messenger RNA. The record is from the annotation of a GenBank genome assembly. NCBI's taxonomy places the organism in Eukaryota, Metazoa, Nematoda, Chromadorea, Rhabditida, Dracunculidae.
AUGUCGAUGCUGCGAAAAAGUGCCAUAAUCGCGAAUUCAGUUUUUCGAAGACGAUGCAUUAUUUCUUUACAAAUCAGCAAUGAAGAUGUAGCAUAUCCUUGGCUAUUAAGUUAUAUCAAUCGGCAUAGUAAAAAUCAAAGUCGACAUUUAUCUGUGCAAACUUCAUUAUUUCAAGCAGAAAGUGGUAAAACUACAACGAAUUUCAAUUUUUUGCCUGGACAUGGGAUGCAUUAUUUUGUUCAUGAAUAUAGAUGGAUACAAGUUGAAAGGCAAAGAGAAAAACAAAGUAUUCAGAGGGAUGGUUUUCGUAUACCUUUUGAAACUGUUACGCUGACUACAUUAGGAACAGAUGUCAAUUUCUUAAAGAAUAUUUUGUGCAAAGCGACAGAUGAGGCAUUGUUUGAAACUGGAUUAGUUGUAUAUAAAGCAGUUGGACCCGAAUGGCGAAGGCUCGGUAUUGCUCGCAGAAAAAGGCCACUAAAUUCUGUCAUACUCGAUAAUGGCAUUGCAGAUUUUAUAUAUGCAGAUUUUAAAGAGUUUUCCUCUUCUGCUCAAUGGUAUGUUGAACAUGGUGUGCCAUAUCGACGUGGAUAUCUUUUCUAUGGUCCACCUGGCACUGGUAAGAGUAGUUUUAUUGCUGCUCUUGCUAGUCAUUUUGGAUAUAGUAUUUGCAUUUUAUCGCUAAGUGAAAGGACACUGGAUGAUGAUCGCCUGAACCAUCUUUUAAAUACGCCACCUUCCAAUAGUAUUAUUUUACUGGAGGAUAUUGAUGCUGCUUUUGGUCCCAGAGUGGAUGCUGUACAAAAUAUGAAAAUAUAUGAUGGACUUACGAGAGUUACUUUUUCGGGUUUAUUAAAUGCAAUCGAUGGCGUAGCAUGUGCGGAGGAGAGAAUUUUGUUUAUGACAACAAAUUUUAUAAAUCGUCUAGAUGAAGCACUUAUUCGACCGGGUCGUGUUGAUAUAAAACAAUAUUUUGGUUAUUGCACGGAUACAAUGAUAUUUUCGAUGUUUAUGCAUUUUUAUGGUUCAAAGGCAGUCAAUGAUAUGGCUUUGAAUUUCCAACGAGCCGUUUCUUCAUUAAAUGUUGACGUUAGUCCAGCACAAAUUCAAGGGCACUUACUUUUAUUCAAAGAAUCACCACAAGCUGCAGUUGAUAAUGUUGCUCGUAUUAUUGCCUCUUAA